Molecule: messenger RNA, 624 nt
Organism: Candidozyma haemuli
Lineage: Eukaryota; Fungi; Ascomycota; Pichiomycetes; Serinales; Metschnikowiaceae
Product: N-acetylglucosaminyldiphosphodolichol N-acetylglucosaminyltransferase catalytic subunit
Exons: 1
Coding region: 1-624 (207 amino acids)
Biological process (GO): dolichol-linked oligosaccharide biosynthetic process
Molecular function (GO): hexosyltransferase activity
Source: RefSeq, a predicted model, not a curated record
AUGUCCAUACUCUUUACUACCGGGGCAACCGUUACUUUCCACAAACUCGUGGACUACGUGGUGGAUCCUCUGUUUCUUUCGCUGUUGCACAACAUUGGGUAUUCCAAGUUUGCUAUUCAGUUCGGGAACGAGGUGUCGCCGACCCAGCAUAUCAGCAAAAAGUACUUUUCAGACGCUAUCGCUUCCAAUCAGUUGAUGGAGAAACUCGACUUGUCCAUCCAGAACGAAUUCAACGAUAAACUGGUCACCCGCCUUGGCCUGCCGGAUUUGCUGAUAACUGUGUUCCCCUUUGCUCCUUCCAUUAAUGACUACAUUGCUGACGCUGACAUUGUCGUGUCUCACGCCGGAACUGGCUCCAUUUUAGACGUGCUCAGGCUUGGGAAGCCUUUGAUUGUCGUCACCAACCAGGACUUGAUGAACGACCACCAGGAAGAGGUGGCCGCCCAGUUCGAGAAGUUGGGCUACCUCUACCGUGUCAACACCCUGGAAAUGCUCCAGGGCAAGCUCCUUGAUCUCAUUACGCGCUUCAAGAAGGGCCUGCUACGUUUUUCCCAUAUGCUGGCUCCUCCAGACGGAGUCAUCGAACAAGUGCUUUCAGAAGAACUAGAGCGUGCCCGGAGGUGA